UUUAAUUUUGAAGGCAAAAUCGGAAAGCCGGUAUUCUUAAUGUUGCUGCCAUAACGCUAAUAUAGUUAACUGCGUGUUCACAUUUUCGAACUAAUCUAAAAUAUGUGCCAUUUACUACGCAUGAUUUGAGCCAUACCGAUAGUUUGCUACACCUUCUCCACAAAACUGCCUUUGAUCAAUCGUAUAGUUACAAGCCAUGAGUUCCAACAACGUUUCCCUGUCAAAAGCUGAAUUGGUGGCAGCCAUCGGCGUGACUGCAGGAGCUACAGCUGCGGGCAUCCUCCUUUUCCAGUACUUCACCAAGGGGUCAGGGAUCAAGCCCAAGGUCAACCUGGACCUGCAGAAAGAUGACCCCAAAGUGGUGCAUGCUUUUGACAUGGAAGAUCUCGGGGACAAGGCGGUGUACUGCAGGUGUUGGAGGUCCAAGAAGUUUCCCUACUGCGAUGGCGCUCAUGCUAAACAUAACGAGGAGACGGGGGAUAACGUCGGUCCCCUCAUCAUGAAGAGAAAGGAGGCCUGAACAAUCAAUCAAUCAAUCAAUCAUCCAUCCAUUUGAUUCCAUGACUGCCGCUGCUAACAUACGGAUGCCAACAAGUGCUCUUCACUACAGGAAGGAUGGCAGAGGUUGACUUGACACGUGUACACUUGGUAUUUACUCCCAAAUUGAAUGGUAACAGUCAUUACAUUACUCUAUGUUAAUAACCAAAUAAUCACUUUUUUGGUUGUAAUUUAUUGAUUGAUCGAAGCAACAGGACCAAACAGUUAUACAAUUUUGUUGAAAUUACUUGUAAUAAUGCCUAGAAUGAUGGUAGAUAAUUCCAGUGUGAUUAUCGAGGAAACAGGGCUGUGGAAGUACUGUAAAAUAAAGUGCAAGGCUGGUUGUAUUUAUUUUAUUGAGCUUUGGUCUCUGUGCGUUAUGUGACUUUCAUAAUGCAAAGACUUGCUUGUAUGUUUGAUCAAUGUCUGCCUUCCCCUUUUUUUUCUUUUUUUUCUACCAUAGAGAUGUAUAGACAUCACAACGUUGUAUCCAUCCCAGUGAACACAAGGGCAGCGCCAUUGAGGCCAUCUCCAUUUUGAAGUAGUUCAUUUUCUUCUUCUACUACUUCUAUGAGUUAGUAAACAAACUGAAAAGGUGUAUACUCCCAUCUGGAGUGUGUUGUUUGAACAGGUAUAAAGCCAGGGUUGGUGAUAUUACUGCCACCAGCAGUGUGUUGUUUGAACAGGUAUAAAGCCAGGGUUGGUGAUUUUACUGCCACCAGCAGUGUGUUGUUUGAACAGGUAUAAAGCCAGGGUUGGUGAUUUUACUGCCACCAGCAGUGUGUUGUUUGAACAGGUAUAAAGCCAGGGUUGGUGAUAUUACUGCCACCAGCAGUGUGUUGUUUGAACAGGUAUAAAGCCAGGGUUGGUGAUUUUACUGCCACCAGCAGUGUGUUGUUUGAACAGGUAUAAAGCCAGGGUUGGUGAUUUUACUGCCACCAGCAGUGUGUUGUUUGAACAGGUAUAAAGCCAGGGUUGGUGAUUUUACUGCCACCAGUAGUGUGUUGUUUGAACAAGUAUAAAGCCAGGGUUGGUGAUAUUACUGCCACCAGCAGUGUGUUGUUUGAACAGGUAUAAAGCCAGGGUUGGUGAUUUUACUGCCACCAGCAGUGUGUUGUUUGAACAGGUAUAAAGCCAGGGUUGGUGAUUUUACUGCCACCAGCAGUUAUGGAAUGUUUACUCCCGAGUAUAAUUCAUUGGCUGAUCCUUCCUCAUGACUUGGAUGGAAUUAUGUGAUCCUUCCUUAACCCAUAGGAAGUCGACUACUUCAAAAUGGUGAAAGUCCUCAAUGGCACUGCCCAUGCUAAAACAGGCUUUUGGGAUAGAAGAGUCCUCUAUCAUUCUGUAUGGUUGAUACUCAGGAGUUUUUCCUGACCACAGGACCUGAUCAGGGAUAUCUCUGGACCUUUUAUUGGAAGCCAUAACUAGGUACUUUACAUAGUUGUAGUCCAUAUAACCAUAACUAGGGCCCAGAGGUUUUCCAUGGUCAGGUCAUGUGGUUAGAAAAAACGUCUGGUCCUACUGAAGCAUUGUCAAGGAAACGGUGAGAUUUGAUUGUUUUGAUUCAACUUGUGAAAUCAAAUUGUGUAAAUGGUGUCGAUUUUCAAUGUAUUUGGGAGAUAAAGGUUCUGCAGGUUUCUUAGUUGGAGAUGAAUCAUUGGGAAGGAUUGCUUUGUUGCCCUAAGUUUGUUAAUGCUGAUGUAACAAGUCUAAACUUGUUCUAUACCACAUACCAAUUGGAUUCCUGGGUUGUGUUCAGUAGGCAAGAAACAUUUGUGGAAUGUAGUGAAACUAGGAGGUAGCUGACUUGAACAUGAUAAAUACUCAGUUUUGUUUUUAAAAAGGUUUUGCUACGGUUUACCCUACUGAUCACAGCCCUGUACUGAACACGUUUAGUAGCUGAAUCUGAACUUUUCAUGCAGCACUUCUGCCAACCAGCUUAUUCAUUCACACCCAAGGGGUGCACAUUUAGGUUUUUGCCCUAGCAUUGCACAGCGGAAUCAAAUAAUGAACUUAUCAUCAAACUUAGAUUAUUUGAAUAAGCUGUGUAGUGCCAGGGCAAAAACCAAAAUGUGCACCGAGGGGGGGGUCCUAAGAAUGUGUAGGUAGUGUCUACUGUCUGUGUGACCUCUGAUUUUCACAAUAUGUGAUUUCAUCCAAAUCCAUCACUUAUUUAUCAAUAAAAAACUAUAUCGAUGUUC
This is a messenger RNA of Salmo salar (Atlantic salmon), 2738 nucleotides long. Its product is annotated as CDGSH iron-sulfur domain-containing protein 1. The record is from RefSeq and is a predicted model, not a curated record. Lineage: Eukaryota; Metazoa; Chordata; Actinopteri; Salmoniformes; Salmonidae. Gene Ontology annotation, biological process: regulation of autophagy. Gene Ontology annotation, molecular function: 2 iron, 2 sulfur cluster binding. Gene Ontology annotation, cellular component: mitochondrial outer membrane; intracellular membrane-bounded organelle.